AUGAGAAUGUCUCUACAAUCACAUUCACCACAGGAACGGCAGGUUGGACCUGGCUCUAGCCCUCUCUACGUUCAUCGAUGGGAGCACCCUUCAGAAGCACGUGGCUGCCUUCCAGACCUGCGCUCUCAGCAAGGUAAUAGCAGCCAUGUCAGACCGCCCUCGGCCCCUGGACUUCGUCCCGGAGUGCACCAAACCUGCCUCGUCCCUCUGGCCUUUCUCCCACUCGGAUGGGGGCGAUCACGAGGUGCUGGCCAUGAGCGAGCUGCUCAGGCGUUAGUCCCUGUAGCCCUUCUCCCACUCAACUUGGGGCGAUCAGGAGGUGCUGGCCUUGAGCGAGGUGCUCAGGGACUGGCUCGCAUUCCUCUGGUCCUUCUCCCAUGCGGAUGGGGUCAUCAGGAGGUGCUGGCCAUGAGCAAGGUGCUCAGGCUGAGGGCGUUCAACAGGGCGAUGGAGGAGCUGAUGGAGGCGCAGAAACGGUGGGCCAUCCCCGGCACUGCACUGCCACUGCUGUCUACGCAUCACCACCCCAUGCCACAACAUUUCCUCCCCCAUGGCAGGCUGAGGGCGUUCAACAGGUCGAUGGAGGAGCUGGUGGAGGUGCAGAAACGGCUGAGGGCGUUCAACAGGGCGAUGGACGAUCUGGUGGAGGCUCAAAAACGGUGGGCCAUCCCCGAUGCUGCGCUGCGACUGCGAGUCUGCACUGCAUGGGCUGCUUGCCUCAAGGACCGAUACCGCAAGCUGCUGCAGCCACGCUGGUACGUGGUGUUCUGA
Closterium sp. Naga37s-1 is the source of this 771-nucleotide messenger RNA. NCBI's taxonomy places the organism in Eukaryota, Viridiplantae, Streptophyta, Zygnematophyceae, Desmidiales, Closteriaceae. The record is from the annotation of a GenBank genome assembly.